UGCGCACCCGGCUGCCCUUUAUGGUAACGGUGCAGAGGCAGGAAGCUGAGCAUGGGGAGGAAACAGCAGCACCCAACCACACAUCACGUGGCAUCGCUGCAGACGGGGCGCUGGGGAACAGCGAGUGACAGAGGGGCAGCACAGACGGAUGCUCUGGGCUGCAGGAUGGAGGAGGCGGUGGUGAAGCAGGGCGUGCUGCACCUGCAGCUGCAGCAGACCUUCGGCAAGAAAUGGAAGAAGUAUUGGGGCGUUCUGUACCGCGAAACCCCCCGCUCCACCGCCCGCCUGGAGCUCUUCGAAAGCGCCCACAAACCGCGCAAAGGCGAAAGCAGCCGGCGCCUGGUGAAGCUGAGCGACUGCGUGCACGUGGCCGAGGCGGGCGGCGAGGCGGGCUGCCCCAAAGCCACGGCCCCGUUCCUGCUGGAGACCACCGAGAAGCGCUACCUGAUGGCGGCCGAGGGCGGCGAGGCGGAGGGGUGGGUGAGGAGGCUGUGCCAGCUGGCGUUCCCGAGGAGCCAGGAGGAAGAGGCAGUGGGGAAGGACAGAGAGCUGAGCUCCGACAGCGAAUUCUCCAUGGCUGAAAAUUCCCUGUACAGCUCCCACAAAGGCGUGGAGCACGACUUCGAGGUGACGCUGAGGGCCACCGAGUCGUCGGAGCGCUGCCGCCUGCGGGGCCGCUUUGUGCUGCGGGCAGGCGAGGAAGCCUUGGAGCUGCGGGACGUGAAGAGCAGGGAUGUCCUUUACAGCUGGCCCUACCGCUUCCUGCGGCGCUUCGGGAGGGACAAGGUGACUUUCUCCUUUGAGGCCGGCCGGCGUUGCGCCUCCGGCGAAGGGAACUUCGAGUUUGAGACCAGACAAGGCAACGAGAUCUUCCAGGUGAUCGAAUCGGCCAUCGCCGUGCAACGGGAACGGGGCGGCCCUGGGGACGAGGGCACACGGCCUCGCCAACCCACCCAGCUCCCCGACAGGGCUCAGGAGCACGAGGAGCACCGCGCGAAGAGCGUCUACACCGAACCCCGCGGCCCUCUGAUCCACACCGCCCCGUCGGCCGGGCCCAAAGCUCCGGAGAAAGGCUUGAGGAAGGAUGCUGUGGGUGAAUUGGAGUACGCCGUUCCCUUCGAUACCAUCGCCAAGUCGCUGAUGGUUGGAAAAUUCGGGAGCAUCCUGCAGGGCCCCGCCGAUGCUCCGGAUCCGCUGUAUGACAGCAUACAAGAGGCCAGCAGCCAUCCGCCGUUGCCUCGUCCCCGCGCCAAACCGGAGCACAUCUACGAUGAGCCUGAGGGUGCGUGCGCCCACACUGUCUACGAUGAGCCCCAGGAGGUGAAGGGCGAAGCGUGGAGGCUGCAGGCUGCCCCCGAGGAGCCUUCGGGGCACAAAUAUCCCUACAACCCACAGCGGGACGACUACGCCAUGCCCAAGAGAGCCGUCCCGCUGCGGCAGGGCAAGGAGUGGCUCGGGGACACCGAGUACGACAACGUGGUCUUUCAGUUGGCCAAGAAGAGGAACAAGCAGUGAGAGAGCGCGGGGUGCUCGGCCCCAUCGCCAGCGGUGCACAUCUGGACAGCUGCGGCCGCUGGAGGGCACUGCGCGCCCGCGCUGUGGGGUCGGCACCGCCGGACUCGGAGCGGGGCACGGUGCGCUCCAGAGCCCGGCUGAGCGUGGACCCAAAGAGUGCGUGCCCCACAGCAUAGGGGCGGAGUAAGGAAGCACGGAGCCAGGGGUGCGCGUACCUCAAAGAGCUGGGGGGGUGGUGAACGUCCCAGGGGUGCACAGCCUGCACCGUAAGGGCUGGAUGCCGAUGGACAUCCUAGGGAGGCGCAUCCCUCACUCUAAGAGCCGGGUAGCGGUGAACAUUGCAGGGAUGCACAUCCCACACCGUGAGGGCUGGAUGCUGAGGCACAUCCCAGGGGUGCACAUCCCUCACUCUAAGAGCUGGGUGCUGUUGGACAUCCCAGGGAUGCACAGCCUGCACCAUAAAGUGUGGAUGCUGAUGGACAUCCCAGGGAUGCACAUCCCACACCAUAAGGGCUGGACGCUGAUGGACAUCCCAGGGAUGCACAUCCCACACCAUAAGGGCUGGAUGCCUGACGCACAUCCCUCCCUCUAAGAGCUGGGUGCUGUUGAACGUCCCAAGGCUGCACAUCCUGCACCAUAAGGACCAGCUGGCAGAGCACGGCCUCAAGCACUCGCACCCCGCGCCGCAGAGGCCGCGAUGCACAGCCCUGGCGCUGCACGUUGCACGUUGCACGGCACAAGGGCCGGCUUGCAGGCUGUGCAGGCUGCAGGGAUGCA
Messenger RNA from Tympanuchus pallidicinctus (lesser prairie-chicken), 2292 nucleotides. RefSeq names its product docking protein 2 (gene DOK2). The record is from RefSeq and is a predicted model, not a curated record. Gene Ontology annotation, cellular component: cytoplasm. The transcript has 5 exons. NCBI's taxonomy places the organism in Eukaryota, Metazoa, Chordata, Aves, Galliformes, Phasianidae. The coding region runs from base 52 to 1515 and encodes 487 amino acids. Gene Ontology annotation, biological process: positive regulation of MAPK cascade; cell surface receptor protein tyrosine kinase signaling pathway.